AUCCUCUGUGUGAGCUGUCAGUCUCACCGCACGCAGCUGUGGAAAUGAGAUCAAACUGAGCUGAAGCUCUCAGCAGGCACACAGGAGAUCAACAAGAGGAGGGGUGAAGAUCUGAUUCCUACAGUUCGGAGUUUUUUUUUUUUUUUACAGGGAAGAAGAGUGAAGAUAUUUUGCUUUGAUUAAUUUUGGUUUUCUCAAAUUUAAUCAAUUUUUGAGACCUUUUGUAAAACUUGACUUGAAAAGAAGAUGAAUGUGCCAGUUUUGAGGCCCCAGGAGCAGCCUCAUCCUCUCUGUGGCCCCCCCUCGGUCCAGGAUUUACCCCACUGUCCCCCUGGGUUCAACCUGAGCUCCCGCCUGAAUCCCCCUCCCGUCCUUGGCCUGCAGAGCAGCCAGAGAUCCUCCAAACCUCAGAGGGAGCUGAGCCCUGAGGAGCAGCAGGAGCUCCGCAGGAAAAUCAACAGCAGAGAGAGGAAGCGGAUGCAGGACUUGAACAUUGCCAUGGACGCCCUGAGGGAGGUCAUGGUUCCUUAUGUCUCCUCGCCGUCCUCCUCCUCCUCCUCUCAGUCCCAUCAGUCUGGAGCUCCUCCAGGACGAAGGCUCUCCAAAAUCUCCACCCUGGUUCUGGCGAGGAACUACAUCCUCCUCCUGGGCUCGUCUCUGCAGGAGAUGCGGCGGCUGCUUGGGGAGGUCAGCGUGGGUAUGGGGGUCAAUUCUGGUCCUGUCCCUCGCCUGCUCCUCGCUGGAGGUUGGCCCCUCAUCUCUGGCCCUGGUCAGCUCCUCCUUACCCAGGAGUCCCUCCUUACCUCAGCAGCAUCGUCCUCCUCCUCCUCAUCUGCAUCAUCGUCCUCUGCUGCUAAAUGUCCCCUGCUGUCACCGGGCCCCAUGGAGGCUUCAUUGGCUCCCAUGCAGUGGAGCUCAGCAGGGGCCUCAGGAGGGCCCCUUUGCCCCUGUGGGGUCUGCAGACUGCCCAGAUUCAGCCACUCGAACCCGGCUCCAAGAUUCCCAAAGUGACCCCAUGAAGAUGAAGGAGGAGGACUUAUGAAGACUAAAUGACUGUUACAUGUACACAACUUUUUUGAUAUGAUAUAAUUUAACAUUUUUAUAAUAAUCUACUAUGUUUACUUGUGUUUAAUGGACAUUUUUCAAUUCUGUUGAUCUAUUAUCUUGUUGGUUUUUAAAUGUGUAUACAGAAUUUUAUUAUCCAGUUUUUGUUUAUAAGUCAUGUUUCAUUAUUUCUUUGUAUAUCAUAACCUGCGGUGGAGACUGAGUAAGUAAAGAAGUAUUUGUACUUUUAUUUUGAAGGGAAAUUUAUUUUUACGUCACUACAAUUGAAAGACAAUAUUGUACUUUUGAUUCAACUAUAUCUCUAUGAAUCUUCUGACUCACUACCCUUACUCUGAGGUCAACUGAUGAAUCUCUUUCCAAAAUCCAAUCUGAAAGAUAAUAAACUCUGUUCUUAUACGUCUAUGUGUGGUUUGUCUAAAUGGUGUUGCCUUACCUGUACACCACCUGAAUGAAGAGCUUGUAUUAACUUUGACAUUGUUUAUAUUUUAUGGUUGGUAAUUCCUGUUGUUGUUCCAGUUAUUUUGGAGCUGAAAUCUAAAAAUUGGGAACAGGUGAGUUAGUAAAAUAUAAAUGGUGUUUUCCAAAUAAACACUGUGGCAGAAUGUACGCCUAUGUACUCUUGAAUGCACUGAAAAUGUUUUAUAUCUGUAAAGAGAAUAAAUUAAAGUGCUUUCAAAUCCUUUAAAACUAUA
Xyrichtys novacula (pearly razorfish) is the source of this 1757-nucleotide messenger RNA. NCBI's taxonomy places the organism in Eukaryota, Metazoa, Chordata, Actinopteri, Labriformes, Labridae. The record is from the annotation of a GenBank genome assembly.